Molecule: messenger RNA, 621 nt
Organism: Cladophialophora bantiana CBS 173.52
Lineage: Eukaryota; Fungi; Ascomycota; Eurotiomycetes; Chaetothyriales; Herpotrichiellaceae
Exons: 2
Coding region: 1-621 (206 amino acids)
Source: RefSeq, a predicted model, not a curated record
AUGGCUGUAAGGGGGCGUACCUCGUCCGACGCGACCAAUAUCGAAGUCGCGCAGCAAGAAGGCCUUGCACAACCAAAGGCAUCGCCUUCAAUCCGCCAUGCAGCUAUCGUUGAGCAAGACGGGAGUACCAGUAGCAUGACCUAUUCUCUUACAAGAGAGGAGGAUGUCCACUUUCGCAUCUGUGAGGAAAUAUCACGUAGCAGACAGGGACUUCUCUCCCCCUCGCCUCAAUCACAGAACACCCAUCGGUGCGAGGUUAUGGAACUACAUGAAGGAGUGAACCCGAUGACCAUUCUUGGACAGGCAUUGGGCCAGCAACACCCUAAUCGCUUCGUCAGGUUCAUGGUCGAGGAGGACGUUUCCAAGCCCGACCUAGGACACUCGUUUCCUGGCCUCGACACGGCAGACGUCGCGUAUCUAGAGGCCAAAGCCGGUCUAAGCUUUCCACCACAACCAGUUUGUGACGAACUUCUCCGCCUGCACUUUGUCCGCGUCUAUCCUUAUGCACCAAUACUUGACCGAGUCUGGUUGGGAGGAGGAUGGGGAGAUACCGGAGGAGCUACGGGAUGUGCUCGGCCUGGUGUCACCGCUUCAGAAGCUUUUCAUGGUGGAGUACAGUAA